GCUACUGAACGAUUUCUUGAAAAGAAGCACACAUUCUUUGAUUGACAAUUGAGCAAGCAUGGCGUUCCUAUCCCGUCUAAUCACCUUCUUUGGCCUCAUCCUGCUGGCACAUGCAGGCUACUCAGCCCACGAACACACAGUCCUAUCCAGCAACACCCGCCUCUCGAUCUCCUCAACCGCCCUCCCGCAAGACAUCAUCGUCGAAACCCUCGUGUCGCUCGUGGUCGUCUCCCUCGGCCUCGUCCUUGGCGCGGAGAAAUUGAAGCCGAUUAGCUGGAGUCAGUGGGCGGGGGAGAUUGAAAAGGAAGGGGGUGCGAGGAAUCCGUAUUCAAGGUUGGAGGAGAGGUAUAGCUUUUGGGAUGUUAGAGCGAAGAGAAAGGAGUUUAGUGAGUGGAUUCGGGGUCAGGACGCGAUGGCUGCGCAGUGAUUGAAAUGGUUUGGUUUGAUUAGGAUUGGAAUUGGUGGGAUGGAUA
This is a messenger RNA of Aspergillus glaucus CBS 516.65, 473 nucleotides long. Its product is annotated as membrane magnesium transporter family protein. NCBI's taxonomy places the organism in Eukaryota, Fungi, Ascomycota, Eurotiomycetes, Eurotiales, Aspergillaceae. Gene Ontology annotation, cellular component: EMC complex. The transcript is spliced from 3 exons. The record is from RefSeq and is a predicted model, not a curated record. Gene Ontology annotation, biological process: protein folding in endoplasmic reticulum. The coding region runs from base 59 to 427 and encodes 122 amino acids.